Saxophila tyrrhenica is the source of this 744-nucleotide messenger RNA. RefSeq names its product NineTeen Complex (NTC) component (gene ISY1). Lineage: Eukaryota; Fungi; Ascomycota; Dothideomycetes; Mycosphaerellales; Extremaceae. The transcript has a single exon. Gene Ontology annotation, cellular component: catalytic step 2 spliceosome; post-mRNA release spliceosomal complex; Prp19 complex. The record is from RefSeq and is a predicted model, not a curated record. Gene Ontology annotation, biological process: generation of catalytic spliceosome for second transesterification step; mRNA 3'-splice site recognition. Bases 1 to 744 code for a protein of 247 amino acids.
AUGGCGCGCAACGCAGAAAAGGCGCAGUCCAUGCUCUUCCGCUUCCGCGCCCAACAAGCCAGCGACCUCGGAAUCCUCGACAUCAACAAGACCCGCCGCCCCAAAGCCAUCAGCGCGCAAGAGCAUAUCCCCACCUGCGAGCGAUGGCGCGGUCAAGUGCUGAAAGAAAUCUCGCGCAAAGUCACUAAGAUCCAAGACCUUGCCUUAAGCGACUACCAGAUCCGCGACAUCAACGAUGAACUCAAUAAGCUGUUUCGAGAGAAAUGGCAGUGGGAGAUGCGGAUACGCGAGCUGGGUGGGCCGAAUUAUAUGAGGGGCGGUGGGAGGGUGACGGAUGAGGAGGGGAGGGUUAUCGAGGGAGGUGGGAAGGGCUAUAGGUAUUUUGGACGGGCGAGGGAGUUACCGGGGGUGAAGGAGUUGUUUGAGCAGGCAGCGCAGAAGGGAAAAGAGGAAGGUGAGGGCAAGAAGGGUGGGGAGGUGAGAGCGGAUUUGAGGAGUAGGGUUGAUGCCGGGUAUUACGGGUAUAACUUGGACGAGGAGGAUGGAGAGCUGCUGACGUACGAGGCGCAGAAGGAGAAGGAGGCGUUUGAGACGUUGAUGGCGGAGGAUGAGAAGGCGGAUCCGGAGUGGGAGCCUUUGCCGGGAGAUGUUGGGGAUGGGGUGGUAUGGAAGCUACCCACGGCGGAGGAAGUGGAGACUGAGCUGCUUGAGAGGAGAAAGCGAACGCUGCUGGAUAAGCUGUGA